This is a messenger RNA of Caenorhabditis sp. 36 PRJEB53466, 2849 nucleotides long. Lineage: Eukaryota; Metazoa; Nematoda; Chromadorea; Rhabditida; Rhabditidae. The record is from the annotation of a GenBank genome assembly.
AUGGUUGUUCAGAAGUUCAUCGCAUUAUUCCUUUUGUUUGUUGUGGUCAACGGCGGUGUUUUGAGUGGGUUCCGACUGAAAAUAAACUUCAAAUCUUCCUUGUUUUCAGAAAACCGAGAAGAUUGGCCAGUUUCUCACGAAGGAUUCGUGUGCGGAGAACAGAAAUGUCCAGAUGACCAGAGGUGCGCUAUUCACAAGUAUCAGGUUCCGAAAUGACACUUCAGAUGCGAAAUGCCAACUUCUGACAAUGAAUGUGGUGAUGAGGACGGAUGUUCGUUCGCUCCAAAAUGCGUUCCUAUCCGUCAGUUCUAAAGAGCUUCUGAGGGGAAUAAAAAGCGAAAUGUUUAGCUGUUGCAACCCCGAAAUGCGGCGAGAAUGAGGAGCUCAAAGAGUGUGGUUCGGCGUGUGAGCCAACGUGCGAGAAUGCGAAUCCGGUAAGCGGAAAAGGAACGUUUCACUGAACCCCGAAUGUUGUUUAGGUGUGUGCUGCCGUGUGCCUCACAAAUGUUUGUCAAUGCAAAAAGGGUUUGAUUCGGGACGCGGAUUCCGGCAAGUGCGUCGAGAAGUCCAGCUGCCACAAAUGUUCGUUGACGUGUGAUGCGAAUGAGAAAUGCGAAGUUGUGGAGCUGAACUGUGAACGAGGAGAACCAUGUCCGACCACGGAAGUCUGUGCGGCUCAGACUGUACAUUCUGACUGAAAUAAAUACUUCUCUUCUCCCUCAACAAUAAAAUGCUUGUCGCGGCACACAUUUGUUGGUUCUUCUUCUUCUUCUUUUCCUCUUUUAUUUUAGUCUACAUUCUCACGUGUUUCUCUUCAAAAAACGGGCGGUUUCGUCGGCAGCAACUGUGGCUUCGCUGUGUUCCGAGACGAUAAAAGCCGGGGUGAUCGGGCCGAUCACGUCAGUUGGCAGUGUCUUUCUGAUCAUGGUGAGUUGAUCUUUCUGUUUUUCGCUAUAACAAACAUUUUGAUUUCAGAAGUUCAUUCUCGUUCUCGUCCUGUGCUGCGUCGCUCUCAGCGCCGCCGUUAGUAAGUUUUUUGAGCUCAUCAUUAUAGCGAUAACGUCGAGUUCAUUCUAAUUUUCAGAAACAUGCAAUGAAAACGAGGAGCUUGUUGCGUGCCAUAACACCUGCGAACCACAAUGCGGAUACACCCCGGUCAGUCACAUUCCUCUGACAUCCACCGAAAUCCACCGUGUUUCCAGAAAGCGUGCACCGAGCAAUGUCUGAUGGAUUACUGUGACUGCAAGGACGGAUUCGUGCGCAACAACCAGGGCGCCUGCGUGGACCCGAUCCUCUGCACCGCCGCCACCACCACUUGUCCUCAAAACGAACAGUUGCGGGAGUGCGGAACCGCUUGCGAACCGACCUGCGAGAACCCGAAACCGCAGUUCUGCACGAAGCAGUGUCUCGUGAAUGUGUGCCAGUGCACGGCUCCGUUCGUUCGUUUCGGUCUCGGAUGCAUCAAGAAGGAGGACUGCCCGAAGUAAUUAUGUUCCGUUUUAUAUGAACCGCCGCAAUAAAUACAGUUAUUAUCAUCGACCUGAUACAUUUCCAAACGGCAAGACGUUUCAGUGACAUGACUAAACAAACACGUCUUUUCAUUUUCAGACAAUGUUUCAGAUCAGAAAUGCAUGCAAUGCUUUUCCGGAACGCACGAAUGUUUCGCAAGCCGACGAAGAGAAUCCUAAAACCAAUGAUAUUCACUGUACUCAUUCCCUCUGUCAUUCUCAUUGCGACGUUCAUCUAUGUUAUUGUGCGAUUCGAAAUAGAGAACAACGCGUGUGGCUUGAACGAACAGUGGCAAGAAUGCGCCGAUGAAUGUCGAAUGACUUGCUUUGACCAUAUGCUUAAAGUUGGUGCCCUUUUCACAUUUCAUCUGUUAAUAUUCAUAAUUCCCAGAAACACUGCAAAAACUCUUGUUCACCGGCUGUCCUCCUACGUAAUGAUUCGAGAUACACCUGGAGUUGCCACUGCUCCGAUGGUUUUGUUCGGUUCGGACGAGGAUUGUGUGUGAGAAAGGAUGAAUGUCCGAACCAAACCAAUAAUUAAACAAACUUAAAAUGCUCACACUUUCCCUUUUCGAAUGAACCUCACGAUUAUCUCUCUUCCUUUCUCUCGUAAUUGUACAGCACUGCCAAUCCGAAUCCGCCUUCGUGUGACUUCUUGAGACCGCCCAAAUCUGGCCCACUCCUCGCUCGUUUCUAGCCAUAAAUAGUCUUUUUUUCCAGGUUUCUGCUCUUUCUUUUUUGGUUGCCAGUCACGACAACUAAUCCAGCGGGGACAAUGGCAAGUUUAGUAUGUUUCUCACGUUCAUCGCGCUCUUCUUCCAGACGUCAAUCCUCUUCUUUGGCACGUUCUUCGUUGUCGGCUGUCUUGCCACGUGGAUCCAGUCAGUCACUUCGCUUCCCGAAUGCCAGAAGAACGAGAAACGCGUCGCUUGCGGCUAUGACUGUGAACCGCAGUGCGGAUUCAGUCCGGUCAGCACCCGAUCCAGCACACUUUCCCAACAAUUACUCUCCUUUCAGAACAUUUGCAGUUUCGAGUGCCGCCCGAAUGUGUGCGUCUGCAAGGACGGCUUUGUGCGGAACACUCUAAACGAGUGUGUUCGUCGUCUGGAAUGCACCGCCGAGACGAGCCGAUGCCCCGAGUUCGAAGAGUUCACCGAGUGCGGAUCCGUGUGCCAGCCGACCUGCGAGGAGCCGAAUCCGACGGCGCCGUGCCUGUACAAACGAUGCGUUCGCAACACGUGCCGAUGCGUUCCCGGAUACCUCCGAUACAGCGGAGUGUGCGUGGCUCCGGAAGAGUGUCCGGCUAUCAAUCACCGCCCGCUUGAAAUAUUUUCUUUGUAA